AUGAAUUUGAUUACUAGUAAUUAUAUGGGAGAGCGAGAGACAUCAAAGAAGAUAAUUGUAGUGGGAGACGGUGGCUGCGGGAAGACGUGUCUUCUUAUUAAAUACACAGAGGACAGGUUUGAGAAAGACCACAAUGUAACUGUCUUUGAGAAUAAGGAGGUUCCCUACUUGGACAGAGCGACAGGAACAACCUACAUGCUCAACAUAUGGGACACUGCAGGACAGGAUGACUUUGACAGAAUUCGGAAGCUAUGCUAUAUUGACACACAGCUUGUGCUUAUAUGCUUUGCACUGAACAAGCCCGAGUCAUUUAAGAACAUAGAGGGAAGGUGGAAGGAGGAGGUUGACCACUUCUGCAAGGAUGUGCCUAGGAUACUUGUGGGAAUGAAGGCAGACCUGCGAAAGACAACAAGCGAAGACCUAAUAUCAGAAAGCAUGGCGCGCCAGCUGGCAAGCAGCGUGUCAGCGAAGUGCUAUGUGGAGUGCUCAUCUGUAACAGGAGAAAAUGUUGACACUGUCUUCGACGAGGCAAUGAAUGUUCUGCUGAACAGAACAAAAAAAAAGAAAGACCGAGGCCCAUCGUGCAAGACGCUCUAG
Molecule: messenger RNA, 597 nt
Organism: Nematocida ausubeli
Lineage: Eukaryota; Fungi; Microsporidia
Exons: 1
Coding region: 1-597 (198 amino acids)
Biological process (GO): small GTPase-mediated signal transduction
Molecular function (GO): GTPase activity; GTP binding
Source: RefSeq, a predicted model, not a curated record